AUGGGUACACGCGCCGAACCACCGCCAAAAAGCGGUUUCCCGCUGACUGCCGCUCAACCGGCCUUCGGCUCGCUAACUGAAAAUUUCCCCGCAGCACCAGCUUGCUGCCUCAUUAUCAACGGCAGUCCAGCACCAUGUCUACACGGUACACCUGAAGAUCUUGUGAAGCUCGAUGACUUCCAGAACAUCUUCUCGCUGAAAGGGCAGGUUGCAGUUAUCUCUGGCGGGUCGCGCGGAUUAGGUCUUCACACAGCCAGCGGCUUUCUCCAAGCAGGGUGCUCCCGCGUUUACAUAGUUGCCCGCAACGAGGGCCCUUUGAACGAUGCCGCGAAAGUCCUCAAUGCCCUCCCUAACAAAGGCCCCGACGCCCGGGCAGUCGCGAUCGUUGCAGAUAUAUCAAGUCAAGCAGGAUGCACCCAGAUGGCCGCUGAAAUUAGCAAAACCACGGAUCAUGUCGACAUUUUGGUUGCCAACGCCGGUGCAACUUUCAUUGGCCACAUGGACGAUUACAAGGAAGAUGAUUUCGACCGGGUCAUGAAAAUAAACGUCAGCAGCAUCUUUUUCUCAGCUCAAAAAUUAUCUCCGUUACUUCAGGCUGGGGGCACAGUCCAGGAUCCAUCUCGGAUUAUCAUGGUGUCUUCAGUGGCGGGCGUCGUUGUUGGGGACAUGGCAUACGCGUACGCCGCUUCCAAGGCAGCUGUAAUUCAUCUGAUGAAGAACCUGGCCGUGGAACCUGGACCGAAACAUAUCACGGUGAACGUAGUUGCACCCGGGAUGGUACCAAGCCAAAUGAGUGCGCCGCUGAUGAAUCGGCAUGGUGGUAUUGAAAGCGUCGCAAAACAGGUGCCGGAACAGAAGCUAGGCAGUCCCGAGGACGUCGCCGGUGUGAUGGUUUUCCUCUCUUCAAGGGCAAGCAAGCACAUCAUCAAUGGGGCGACCAUUGUGUUAGAUGGUGGAAGCUACUUGAUCGCUGGCGCUGUGGUUAACUCCGCGGCCAUCAACCUUGGGAUGUACAUCGCUGGUCGUGUGUUGAUGGGCAAUGGCAUCUCUAUGGAGCUGACGAUUGCACCGACCCUCCUGCAAGAAAUUGCGCAUCCUCGCUAUCGAGCCCAGAUUGGCAGCAUGUAUACCUGUAUUUAUUAUAUUUCUGCCGUGGAAUCAGCCGGCGUUUGUCUCGGCACCAGACAUAUUGAAGGAAAGGCUGCAUGGAGAAUCCCUUGCUACUUGCAGCUUGUUGGGCCAGGCGUGACUCUAGUGAUGAUCUUCACUAUGCCCGAGUCUCCCAGAUGGCUUGUCAGACACGGCGCUUCCGAUGAAGCUUUACAAAUUCCCGGAAAGUACCACGCAAAUGGCGACAUCAACGACCCCCUUGUUCGGCUCGAAUACGAAGAGAUAAUGGAAAAUCUGCGGGUUGAUGAGGUCAACUCUGAGACCAAAUACACCGACUAUUUCCUGCCAAACAACCGCCCUCGUCUUUUCUUGCUUGUGGUUAUCGCAAUCGGGACGGACUGGGUUGGAAAUGGCAUCAUAUCGUACUAUUUGUCGCCUAUCCUGAGCACGAUUGACAUUCGGUCCACGGAGCAACAAGCGGGACUCAAUUUGGGCUUACAGAUUUGGAACCUAAUACUCUCCACCUCAGCAGCACUUUCUGUUGAUCGCGUCGGACGCAGGCCUCACGUCUACAAAUACGCCGAGACCUGUAUUCAGAGCUGCCGCAACUACAUCGAAACCGCUCUACAGGUCUUGACUAAACGCACCCCAUACGUGUGGGCCAUAUGCCAAGCGUAA
Colletotrichum aenigma is the source of this 1788-nucleotide messenger RNA. It is a transcript of the gene rhlG-3, whose product is annotated as Rhamnolipids biosynthesis 3-oxoacyl-[acyl-carrier-protein] reductase. NCBI's taxonomy places the organism in Eukaryota, Fungi, Ascomycota, Sordariomycetes, Glomerellales, Glomerellaceae. The transcript is spliced from 9 exons. Gene Ontology annotation, molecular function: oxidoreductase activity; transmembrane transporter activity. Bases 1 to 1788 code for a protein of 595 amino acids. The record is from RefSeq and is a predicted model, not a curated record. Gene Ontology annotation, biological process: transmembrane transport. Gene Ontology annotation, cellular component: membrane.